UCAGAGUCGAACUGAGGAUCGCUACAUUACUAGUGUAGCGCCUUACCAACUUGGCCAUAGAAGCUUUCUUCGGAUGUGGGAAAAAUUCCAUGCCGCUAAGCUGUGAUGCAGUGGGUGGUGGUGUCCGGGUGUUGUGCCCGAGUGCUUGAGCCCGCCGGCGCUGAAAAACUCUGUCAAAGUGUCCGAGGAAGCACACAGAGUCCUCGGCGAAGAGGAGCUGAAAGAGGCAUACAAACGCUGGUUCUUUGCGCUUUGUCUGCUGUUGUUUGUGCUGAGUAUCCUCUGAGCUACAGAUGCUGCCAUAUUCGAGAGCGCUGCGUGCGCUUCCACAAGUUGCCAGAUCGUCCAGGUACCCUUUGGCUCGCCUGGGAACCACUGUUGUGGUUCGUUUGCAACAUUCGGCGCCUGCUCAACGGGAAGGCGAGGUUGUUGCUGGUGGCUCAUCGCCAGAGGUGAAUGUUGAGAAGAAGCAGACGAAGCCUGACUAUGCGAAGAUUAACGCUGAAAAGAAGGAGAAACUGCUGCUACAGAUUAAGGCCAUCAAUGAAGAGGUUUCCAAAGAGAUCCAGGCCGGUGUUUUGUCCAACACUGUUGCGGAGCUCUUCUUCAAACAGGUGGAGGCUCUUCCAAGAGUCCCAAGAACAAGCUACUUGGUUGCUGAGUCCUUUAAGGACUCCAUCACUUCGAUCAUGGAGAAAGCAACGAAGGAGGCCAACGAUGUUAACCAACAGAGGGUGCCAAUCUCUCCAUUGGCGGUGCUGAAGAAGGCCAUCUCUCAUAACGUUGCGCUGCCUUCGCACUACGUCUACGUGGUGUCGCAGCUGCUGGCUGAAGGUGAUAGCUCAAACGCAAUGUCGUUGUGGGUCACAUACUUGGAGAAUAACGUUGACAGCAAGAGAAGCUUCAUCUCGCUGCUGCCAUUCUAUUCACUCGUCACGAUUGCCUACUUGGACCUUUGUAUCUCCCAAAAGUCAGAGCCAGAGCUGGAGAAACUCCAACAGUUACUGCAAGUGAAGUCUUUACCAAGAGUUCACACUUUGAAGUCCUCUCUCAACACUGUUAUCCCACAAAGUGACGCAAGAUUCAAGCCACUGAGUAACGCCUUGGACGGGUUGUUCUUGUUCUCUGUUGAUCCAAAUGCAACUUCACUGAUUGUGGAAGCUAUGCGUGCUUCAGAACUCGGUGAGACUAGAACAGUCCAUCAGACCUGGAACAACAUCCGUAAGGCUUCCGAGCUCAACGGCAAGAAGAUCACCGAAGACACCAUGGUUGCAUUCAUGAAGAUGUUUAACACUCUGAACCUGACAUCUGAGGCACAGGGGAUCUGGAACACGUUGAUCAACUCUGGUAUUCAUCCAUCUACUAAUGCUUGGAACAACUUGCUUGUUACAGUGUCCAAAACCCGUGGCCCAUUCGCAAAGAGAUUGGGACAGGUUGAAUACGUGAAGAGCAAGAUUCCAUCGCCAGACGACCAGACUUUUGCUACUUUGAUCAGAGUCUACACAACUCUGAAAGAGUUCGAAAAGGUUGAAGAGAUUGCAAAGGAUAAGAUGGAUAUCUCGAUUGUAUCCCAGGCUUAUCUACAAUCACUUGCAAGUAGAGGUGAUUUCUCAGUAGUUGAACAGUUCCUCACAACCUUGAAGAAGAGAAACAUUCAACUCAACCAAACAUCCUACAACAUGGUUUUGGCCGCAGCAUUGAGACAAGGCCAUUCUGAAAAGAUCCCAGAGUUGAUGAAAGACAUGAAACGUGAAGGAAUCAAGCCUGACAUCGCCACAUAUACCAUCGUCAUGGAUCAUAACUUGAAGGAACUUGCAUCCAGAGGCGAAGUCUUUACAGACCAUGCCUUUGAGCUCUUCUUUGAAGAAUUGGCGCAGAACGGAAUCAAGCCAAACCAGUUCACAUUCACUGCAAUUAUGGACAACUUGGCCAAGAACGGCUCAGUGGAGGCUGCAGAGUCUUUCUUCAGAUACUUACAAGCUAAGAAAAUGGCAUCGCCAGUGUCGUACAUCUCCUUGAUCACCUCUGAAUUCGAAGCCGGCCGUCCUUCUGAAGGUGAAGACUUGUUCAGAGAAUUCCUCAACGAGAGAUACAGGGUCACUGCGUCCCACUGGGCUGCAUUGUUCAAAGGGUUGUCGAGAAAUGGCAAGACCGAGGAGUUGAAGUCAUGGCUGUCAUCCUUGGAGGAGACUCCAGCACUUCUGAACCGUUUCUCCAUCUACUUCUUGUUGACUGCUGCAAAGAGCAGAAGAGACAGAGAGCUUGCUGAACAGGUGGUUGAUUUCAUCGCCAGACACAAGAUGAAGUCCGUCAUCUCUUCCAAAACUUCAGAGGUUAUCAAGGACUUGGAGAGACAGAUGGAUCUUCAACUUCCAGAGUAUCUUCAAGGCUGAAGUCGUACACACAUAUAUAUAUAAAGACAACAGAUUGUAUAGCAACAAUACAGUCCAUGUAUAUAGAAUUUCUACAGAAUUUGAUCAGACAAAGCAACGU
Molecule: messenger RNA, 2493 nt
Organism: Williopsis jadinii
Lineage: Eukaryota; Fungi; Ascomycota; Saccharomycetes; Phaffomycetales; Wickerhamomycetaceae
Product: pentatricopeptide repeat-containing protein
Exons: 1
Coding region: 294-2393 (699 amino acids)
Cellular component (GO): chloroplast
Molecular function (GO): protein binding
Source: RefSeq, a predicted model, not a curated record